Vanessa atalanta (red admiral) is the source of this 1477-nucleotide messenger RNA. RefSeq lists its product as uncharacterized. Gene Ontology annotation, biological process: DNA integration. The record is from RefSeq and is a predicted model, not a curated record. Lineage: Eukaryota; Metazoa; Arthropoda; Insecta; Lepidoptera; Nymphalidae. The transcript has a single exon. Gene Ontology annotation, molecular function: nucleic acid binding. The coding region runs from base 188 to 1477 and encodes 429 amino acids.
UGCUGCGUCACUAUCUCAAAAGGGGCGACCUAUAGCUUUUUUUUCUAGAACACUUUCAGAUUCAGAGCAACGCCAAUCUUCAAUCGAAAAAGAAGCAUGCGCUAUUGUAGAGAGUCUUCGCAAAUGGCGUCAUUAUUUAAUUGGUAAACAUUUUUUACUUUUAACAGACCAACGCUCUGUUGCAUUUAUGUUUAACCAAAAUCAUAUCAGUAAAAUAAAAAAUGAGAAGCUUGAACGGUGGCGUCUCGAAUUAUCUUGUUUUAAAUAUGACAUAAUUUAUCGUCCGGGUAAAGAAAACACAGUUGCUGAUGCUUUAUCAAGAGUGUGUGCUCAUAUGAAUGUCGAUAAAUUACGUGAACUGCAUAAUUCCCUCUGUCACCCUGGCAUUGUAAGAAUGAUGCAUUGGGUUCGCAUGAAAAACUUACCGUAUUCGGUGAAUGAUAUAAAAUCUCUCAUACAGUCUUGCCAAAUAUGUGCAGAAAUUAAACCUCGGUUUAUGAAAUCUAAAGGUCAAUUAAUAAAAGCUACAGCACCUUUUGAGCGAUUAAACAUUGACUUUAAAGGACCUUUACCAUCGAAUACUCCAAAUAAAUAUUUAUUAACAAUAAUCGACGAAUACAGUAGAUUUCCUUUUGCAUAUGCCUGUAAGGAAAUAACAACUGCAACUGUUAUAAGAUGUUUAAAAGAUUUAUUUUACACUUUUGGAACACCGCUUUAUAUUCAUAGUGAUAGAGGAUCUGCUUUUAUUUCUAAAGAGUUUACAGAAUUUCUAAGUUCCUUGGGGAUUGCAUGUAGCAGAACAACGCCUUAUAAUCCACGUGGAAAUGGUCAAGUCGAGCGUCUCAACGGCACUUUGUGGAAAACAAUACAACUUGCUCUUCGUACAAGAGAAAUGCCAAUUGAAAGCUGGGAGCAAUGUCUGCCAAUAUCCUUACAUGCAAUUCGCUCACUUCUUUGUAUACCAAUUAAUACAACUCCACACGAACGACUAUUUAAUCAUCCUCGUAGAUCACCUCAUGGAGAAUCGUUACCCUCUUGGUUAAUUCCUGGACCUGUGCUAAUGAAAAAAAAUAUACGCAAUAAAAACGAUCCAUAUGUUGAAGAAGUUGAACUAUUACAAAGUAACCCCUAUUACUCUUUUGUGAAACAUAAAAAUGGGCGGGAAUCAACAGUUUCAAAUCGGAACUUAGCUCCACUUCCCACUCCAAUAGAACACUACAUAGAUAAAAAUUUAGAAGAACAAUUAAAUAAUUCAACUACAAAAAGACAGCAAGAACAAGAAGAUAUCGUAGAUGUUUUCUAUGACUCAGAAGACCGAAAUAUAAAUGCGGAGCAUAUUGAUGUUCAGGACAUACAAUCUGUGACACCGAGUACGUCUGAGGAUCAACAUCUUAGGCGAUCCGAAAGGACAAGACGAACUCCAUAUUAUUUAAAAGAUUAUAGUUGCGUGUUAGAAAAUGUUAGAGGGGGUGAAUGA